This is a messenger RNA of Lottia gigantea (owl limpet), 1357 nucleotides long. RefSeq lists its product as hypothetical. The transcript is spliced from 9 exons. NCBI's taxonomy places the organism in Eukaryota, Metazoa, Mollusca, Gastropoda, Lottiidae. Bases 43 to 984 code for a protein of 313 amino acids. The record is from RefSeq and is a predicted model, not a curated record. Gene Ontology annotation, molecular function: ribokinase activity. Gene Ontology annotation, biological process: D-ribose metabolic process.
AAAGUACACAGUUCAAGGUAGAAUUCUAUAUACAGAAUCAGUAUGGCAUCACAUGAAAAGUUAGAUAUUGUGGUGGUUGGGAGUUGUAUUAUGGAUUUAAUAAGUUAUUCAGAAAGACAGCCCAAACCUGGUGAAACUAUUAAAGGUAGUAAAUUUAUGACAGGUUUUGGUGGUAAAGGAGCAAAUCAAUGUUUUAUGGCAGCUAAGUUGGGAGCAAAAUGUCUUAUGGUUUCUAAGGUUGGGAAAGAUGACUUUGGUAAUAGUUAUAUAAGAAAUUAUCAAGAACAUGGAAUGAGCACAGAAUAUGUUCAACAGACAUCUGAAGCAUCUACUGCUAUAGCUGCUAUUACUGUUAGUCAGGAUGGUCAGAAUUGUAUUAUAAUUGUUACUGGUGCUCUAGAUUUAUUAUCAGAAUCUGAUGUUCUACAAGCUGAAUCUUGUAUUAAAAACUGUAAAGUGAUGUUAUGUCAGUUAGAAAUAGACCAGAAUGUUUCAUUGUUUGCUAUGAAAUUAGCUAAGAAACAUGGAGUAAAAACAAUUUUUAAUUCAGCACCAGCUCAAUGUAAUAUAAAUCCUGAAUUCUUUACUGUCUGUGAUAUAUUUUGUGCCAAUGAAACAGAGGCAGAAAUUCUGACAGGUUUAAGUGUAAAAUCACUGGAGGAAGGUAAAAUAGCUGUUAAAGCACUGUUAGAUCAGGGCUGUAAUACUGUUAUACUAACAUUAGGUGAACAAGGAUCAUUGUUUGCUACCAAAGAUAGUCCUACUGUAGUUCAUGUACCAAUAACAAAAGUUAAAGCUGUGGACACAACGGGAGCUGGAGAUGCAUAUUUAGGUAGUUUAGCAUAUUAUAUAGCUCUAAUGCCUGAAUUACCAUUAUUAGAAGCUAUUAAAAGAGCUAGUGCUAUAGCAGGAUUAUCAGUACAGUCUCCAGGAACCCAAUCAAGUUUUCCAAAACGAGAACAAUUACCAAACAAUUUAUUUUGAUCUCUUUGCUAAUUUCGUGUGGUCAUUCUUAAAGAAUAUCAAAUAUGGCUGGUUUGAUAAAACGUAAUUGAUUUUUACUUAAAAGAGUACUACUUCUUAGGAUGUUGUGUACAGUUGUUUUUGUUUUUUUGAUUGUUCAAUAUAUUAUGAUGAUAUUUUAUUUGAGAUAUUCAUAACCCUAUUAUAAUUAUAAAUGAAUAUAUUGAGUGUAAUUAUGUGAAUAUGUUUAAACGUACUAUUUAAAACAUGACUUAAAUUAAAUAGAACCAAUCCUGGCAGUUUUGGGAACAAUUAAGCUUUUUAUUCUACAAAUUUCCAUAUAAAUUUGCCAUUUUAUCUAAAUUAUUAUGUUUUAUUAAAAAGUAUAAAUAUG